AUGGUUGACGAAACAAACAAUCUGUUACAUCUUCCACAGGAGUUGCAAAACACUUAUUGCCCGCCGCUCGAUACCGCGCUUUUCAGCGCAAUCAUCUCUGAUUUCGAUCUCACAGACCCUGCUAGUCUAGAACAAUUGAAAGAUACACUCGAUGCCUUGAAGGUCUCAGCAGAAGAACAACAAGAUCUACCAUUUGAUCCUUCCGGAACAGGUGGCCUAGCUUCGGCAGAAGUUGUCCAGAAUGAUGGUACCACAUCGCGAAAUGAUACGAACGGAUCGAGAGAAGAUACCGAUAUUACUUCAUUGCAAUCCGACCUAUCGUCCGUCUGGAUCGGAAGCGAUGAUAGCAGAAAAAUUGGGGCGGGCAACUACAUAAUUAGCUCUGAGGGCUUACCCAGUUUGACUGGCUUGACUGCUGAAGAGAAAUCGAUUUACUUGACUGAAAUGUUUCCUUCGGUGACUCAAUACACUAUCAAACAUACCCUGACCAAAUGCGACUAUGAUGUAGAUCGCUCAAUGGAUGUUUUGCUGAACUUAUCAUUCUUUGAUAGUCAGCCCACUGUUGAUGAAGAUACAAUUGUUUCAAUACCGAAGGGUAUUGAGGGGUUCGUGUCUCCCAACACAAAUGGAAAACGAAAAGGGAAGAACAAGAGAGCAAGGGCUAAAAAUUCGCCUACUUUGGCGAAUAAUGAAAACCUAAUGGCACCGUCUGGGGCCAAGUCCCCCACAAAUAAAUGGGACGCUGCCAGAGAAGAUCUGGACUUUAUUCAUUCCAGAACCUCAUCAAUCCUUCAAAAGGAAACCGUGACUUCCACAUAUCACAAGAACCAUGCGUCUUGCGCGAAAACGAUCGAAAAUCUCGCUACAUCUCACGCUCCGACCAAGGCUAGCGAGGAUGCUGUAACUGUUUCACAGGUUGCUGAACUUACCCAGGACUUUCCUAGCAUUCCAGCUACCACCUUGGAAGGCUUGCUCAUCAUAACGGGAAACUCGGUAUCUGCUGCGAAUGAAUUAGCCAGAGCGAUGGUUUUCCGGCCAGUGCCCCAAUUGUCUGAUAUCAUUCGAAUCAAUGCCCCGGCCCCGAUUCUGGACGAGGACGAAACACCCAAACGGAGUCAAAUCACAACUCCUAGGAUAACAUCUACAUAUGGGGCUGCACAGAACAUGGCGGAUGUGCACUUUGCGGCGGGCUCAACGGCAUUCAGCCAGGCAUCCAGUGCGUAUCGGCGCAGUAAGUCUGACCGAUUGAUGGGUGGCGCAGCCGCGUACUACGCUUCUGUGGGCCGAGAUCAUCUCGAAAGAGCGAAAAGGGAAGCAUCCGCAGCGGCGGAUGCAUUUGUUAACCUACAAUCGAUGGCAGAUGUCCUCGAUUUACACGGAGUUGGCGUCCAGGACGCAGUGCGCAUCGCUAAUAGUCGCGUAUCCCAAUGGUGGGAAGGCUUGGGAGAUGUAAAAUAUACUGUAGGGGGCAUCGCUGGAAGAUCCUACAAAAUAAUUACUGGCGCUGGUCGCCAUAGUCGUGAUGGAACAUCACGUUUGGGUCCUGCAGUGGGCAAAAUGUUGGCUAGAGAAGGCUGGAAGGUGGAGGUCAGCGAGGGCGUGCUCACUGUCACUGGCAAACGUCGGACGAAAUGA
Messenger RNA from Talaromyces marneffei, 1635 nucleotides. RefSeq lists its product as uncharacterized. Gene Ontology annotation, molecular function: ubiquitin binding. NCBI's taxonomy places the organism in Eukaryota, Fungi, Ascomycota, Eurotiomycetes, Eurotiales, Trichocomaceae. The transcript has 2 exons. The coding region runs from base 1 to 1635 and encodes 544 amino acids. The record is from RefSeq and is a predicted model, not a curated record.